Molecule: messenger RNA, 372 nt
Organism: Lichtheimia ornata
Lineage: Eukaryota; Fungi; Mucoromycota; Mucoromycetes; Mucorales; Lichtheimiaceae
Exons: 1
Coding region: 1-372 (123 amino acids)
Biological process (GO): regulation of transcription by RNA polymerase II
Cellular component (GO): mediator complex
Molecular function (GO): transcription coregulator activity
Source: RefSeq, a predicted model, not a curated record
AUGUCAGGUUCCAACCCAACGUCUGCACGACCAUCCCCAACCUUGCCAACAGACACCAAAGAUACCAUCAUGGAUACCUCACCGCCUACCUUCAGAAAAGAGGACUUUAGCUUCAUGCGAGACUUCCACCAAAUCAUUGAACUCAUGCUGAAUGGGAACAACCAAGAAGAGAUUGGCAAGGCAGUGGCACAGAUGGACGAAAGGUUUGAACAUGCACGACGAACAUUGCAAGAGUUGCCUGGUCUUCAAUACGUCAAAGAGGAACAAGAAGCUAUCCUUGAACGCGAAACGGCAGUCUUGGAUACCAAAAAGCGUCAACUGAAAAAGUAUAUGGAGCUCUCGCCUUUCAAAUCAACAGCUGAGGAUGCUUAG